AUGGAGAAAUCGAAGUCGCUGGGAUCACGGCUAGGCUCAGCGCAAGAUGUCCAAGCCAGAAAGGCCCUAGCAACCCAGGCAUUCUGUUCGUUGUACGCACUCUUCGACAAGCAUCAAUCUACCUCACUACUGCUUAGAGUUGCGCUGUACAAUACCUAUGUGAAGCCAGUGCUGUUGUACAACUGUGCGACAUGGGGUCUCACAAAUGCCACCACCGGAGAGAUUGACACCUUUCAUCGAAGGCAUCUGAGAACAAUGGCUGGCGUUAAGUUCCCGAACACAAUUACCAACAAGCAUCUGUACGACAUCUGCGGCUCAGCACCAAUUUCGCUCGAGAUUGACCAACGGCGUUGGGAGUUCCUUGGUCACCUACUGAGAAUGCAGAAGAGCUCUCCCCCACAGGGCGUGUUAGAGUUUUCAGCCACCGCGAGCCUGCGCGGUCGACUCAGCCGACCCAGGACAACUCUCCUCUCAGCUCUUUCUCAGGACUGCCUAGCUCGACUCGGCAUUCGCCUGGGCACGCUUAGAGGCCUUAAUCAGCUGCGGCAGUUGGCAGGGGAUAAGUCACGGUGGAAUGGCACCCCGCGGCACUCAUCUUCCUCUGCCGAGCCGCGUCCUUGA
This is a messenger RNA of Sycon ciliatum, 621 nucleotides long. RefSeq lists its product as uncharacterized. Lineage: Eukaryota; Metazoa; Porifera; Calcarea; Leucosolenida; Sycettidae. Bases 1 to 621 code for a protein of 206 amino acids. The record is from RefSeq and is a predicted model, not a curated record. The transcript has a single exon.